Molecule: messenger RNA, 1329 nt
Organism: Monomorium pharaonis (pharaoh ant)
Lineage: Eukaryota; Metazoa; Arthropoda; Insecta; Hymenoptera; Formicidae
Product: 3-hydroxyisobutyrate dehydrogenase, mitochondrial
Exons: 7
Coding region: 281-1231 (316 amino acids)
Biological process (GO): L-valine catabolic process
Cellular component (GO): mitochondrion
Molecular function (GO): NAD binding; 3-hydroxyisobutyrate dehydrogenase activity; NADP binding
Source: RefSeq, a predicted model, not a curated record
GACUUUGGUAUCAUUCGGCAGUGUUGUUCUUUCACAGCCUAAGUUUAUCCUUUUCUUCGCGAAAGAUUUUUAUAUUUCUUGACACUUAAUCCGGCUUCUUUUACUUGAUCACUUAAACGUAUAAUAAUGAGCAGCUAAUUACAUGUUGAAACGAGUUUUUAUUAGCAUAAUAUAUCAAAUUGAUUAGUAUAAGAAUCAAUAUUCGUUGUUUUUUGGUUACAAAAUCACAACAUAAUUUAUUUUACUGAUAAUUUACUCUCUUAUUCAAGAAGUGUUUAAAAUGAGUGUUCGUCUGGUACUUAAAAAAAUAUCUACUAACACAUCAACAGGGGCAAGAUGUUAUUCAAAAAUCGGAUUCGUCGGAUUAGGCAACAUGGGCGGUUACAUGGCACAGAAUUUGUUAAAAAAAGGCUAUGAGCUCAUUGUAUAUGAUGUGAAUAAAUUGGCGGUGACGAGUUUAGUGGAGGCGGGUGCGAGUUGUGCAUCAAGUGCGGCUGAAAUGUCGAAAGAAGCUGAAGUUAUUAUCUCAAUGUUACCUUCGAAUGAACAUGUCCUUGAUGUUUACACUGGCAAGAAUGGUGUGCUUAGUGCAGCGAAAAAGAAUGCUUUGCUGAUUGACAGCAGUACCGUGGAUCCAUCGGUGUCUCAGUUAGUUGCAUCGCAGGCUCGGGAACGUAAUUUGAGGUUUAUCGACAGUCCUGUUUCGGGAGGCGUAAAUGCCGCCAAGGAUGGCACGUUGACAUUUAUGGUAGGCGGUUCAGAAAUAAAUUUUAACGAUGCGAAAUCCAUUCUCGAAGCUCUAGGGUCUAGGAUAGUACACUGUGGUGACAUAGGCAUGGGACAGGCGGCUAAGCUAUGUAACAAUAUGUUAUUAGCUAUUAGUAUGAUCGGUACUGCCGAGGCGUUCAACCUUGGGCAAAAGCUAGGCUUGGAUCCCAAAGUAUUGGCGGACAUUGUAAAUUCCAGCUCAGGCCGAUGUUGGUCUUCCGAUGUUUACAAUCCUGUUCCAGGAAUCUUGCCUAAUGUGCCCAGUUCGAAGAAUUAUGAGGGUGGUUUUGGAACAACAUUGAUGGCUAAAGACCUGGGAUUGGCGCAAUCCGCUGCGACCAGAAUGCAAGCUCCGAUUCCUCUCGGUUCCUUAGCGCAUCAAAUUUAUAGAGCAGUUAUCGCUCAAGGAUUCUCGAAUAAGGAUUUCAGCGUGAUCUACCAAUUUCUUAAAGGUACAAAUUGAACAGACUUGGAAGUUUAUAUUAAGUUUUAUUAAACUAAGACAUACAUUGUUUUGAAUAAAAUAAACGAAUUUUGUAUUUGAUAUUAUUUAUAAAAGUU